AUGAGCCUCCAAGAUUCCCAAAUUCCUACUGACCAUGGAGCUGAAACUUCUGGCUAUCAUGGAGCCCAAACUGCUAGUGACAAAGGCAUCCAAACUCCUGCUGCUGACGCUCACGGUGAUGACGCCAUUGCCGCCAUUGGCACCCAGGCUGCUGCCCAAGCCUCUAUGGAAAACUUACCCCAAGAGAAAGAGAUGAGUAGAAGCCAGGAUGAACCUCCUCACGAACUUGAGAACCAGUUUAUACUGCGUCUGCCUAUGGAACAUGCUUCCACUGUCAGAAAGAUGAUGCAUUCUGGAAGUUCCUCCAUGAAGAAUAAACUAAAAAUUGACUUCCUUUCUGACACACGUCGUGCGGUUGUUGAGGUAGGCAAUGUCUCACUAGCUGCUAAGAUGGUUGAUUUGCCUUGUGUUAUCGGAAGCCUAAAAACUCUGGAUAGAAAAACUUUUUAUAAAACGGCAGAUGUUUCCCAGAUGCUUGUGUGCACUGCUGAUGCUGAUGUUCACUCUUCUCCUGAAGAACCAGUAACCUCUACUGAUCCUAAAGCAAUCAGGAAAACUGAAAAGCAGAGACAGAAGAAAUAUACCUGGAAGCAUGGCAUUACUCCACCACUUAGGAAUGUCAGAAGGAGAAGGUUCCGCAAAACAACAAAAAAGCUUCCUGAUUUCAAACAAAUUGAAGAAAUGAACCUUUCUGAGCACAUUGAAUCUCCUGAUGUGGAAAAGGAAGUGAAAAGACUGCUGUGUGCAGAUGCCGAAGCUGUCAAUACCCGGUGGGAGGUCAUUGCUGACGAUGGAAAGAAAAUAGAAUGUCAAGGCUCCAUUCCUAGAAAUGCGAUAGCCUCAGGAAUGAAUGACUACAAGCAGGGUCAUACCUUACCAGAAUAUCAUGUGCUUCAGAAGAUGUGCAAUGAUUCUAGCAAUAACACUGAGGCUGUUGAUGAGAAGGAGGAGGACUGUGAUGAUGAAGAGGAGGAAGAUUAUUAUGAUGAGGAUAUAGAAAGGGAGCUACAGGCCAGGUUCAUUGACUAUGGCCACUAUGAGGCAAAGGAGGGAACCAGCUCAAUGGUCAUGGAAAUUCAGAAGCACACUCAAUGCACGGAGAAAAAGCUCAAUGACAUUCAGCGCCGGGCACAAAGACAGAAGGAGCUCAUCAGGAAAGUGGAAAACCUGACACUCAAGAAUAAUUUACAGUCUGUGCUGAAGCAGUUUAAGUUACAGGAAGAAGAAAAAACUGAGCGGCUCAUUUAUCUACAGGAAAAACUGAACUACUUCCCGAAGAAGUGA
Messenger RNA from Rangifer tarandus platyrhynchus (Svalbard reindeer), 1284 nucleotides. NCBI's taxonomy places the organism in Eukaryota, Metazoa, Chordata, Mammalia, Artiodactyla, Cervidae. The record is from the annotation of a GenBank genome assembly.